UGCUGAUGGUGUCCUUAAAUCAUGGGGCCUUGAAGUGGUGCUGCAGAAAGUAGCACUGAAUGUGCAAGACCCUGAACAAUCUUCACAGCUUGUCAUUGGGCUUCACUCCUUACACUUUAUUUUGAGUCAGUUACUGCACAACUUGGGCCAUGAGUGCAAUGGACAGUCUGGUGCAAGUGAGCAGAGUUGCUGCUGGUGUGGUUGGGAGAGCCUGGCACUGUCGGAGUGCAACCACACUCAACUGUCCAGCUACACACCCAACACGGUCAUCCGGUGGUGUGAUGAUGAAUGCCAUGUCCUCAUAGCUUCUGAUCAGCUUGAUAAUCCAGUAGAUACUUCCAAUGAUUUUAAAGUCAAGGAAGAGUGUGUGGAAGAUGAUGAUUGUUCAAGUACUUAUCUUCAGGGUAACAAAUUGGAAGGAUCUGUUUCUCCAUCCCUUACAGCUCAGGAACCUGAGUGUGAAAUCAAAGUACAGCUUGAAGAGGAACAAUUUGUAAAUGGAGGAUCUGUGGAAAAGCGGAGUCCAGAAUCAUUAGAAAAUUAUCUUAUCAACCAGAAUUCUGAUCUGGACACCAUUGACUCAGUUCAAGAUAUAACUAAUGAUGUUCAUAUGUUUAUGGCCAAAGAAGAGGUUUCUUCAGCAUCAACCAUAUCACAUAACCAAGAAAAUAAAAUUUUUAGCAAUCGCUCUAGUCAGGCAUCUACUGCAGAUGUUAUUUGUUUCAAAAAUGGCAGCACCAAAGUCUUCACUAACAUUAUUGAUGAUUUUGAAAAACCAUCGGAUGUUGUUGAAGCGAUCAAGACUGGUAAGAAGUCGAAAACUGUUGAGCAAGUGAAGCUGGAAAGCUCGAAACUCAGCCCAGAAAAAGCCACGUGUGAAGCAGAUUUGUCUGUGGGAAAGACAUACUCUCUAGAUCCAUCAGAAAAUGAACUCUCCAAAUGCCAUUUUAGCCGCCAAUUUUUUGAUGCAGGUGAUGAUAAUUUCCCGGCGUCAAAGGAAAUAGUUUCUGCAGGCUGCCAGCAGAAAACUAAUUCAGAAAUUCAAAAAAGUCACUGUUCAAAUGACCUAAACCAUACAGCUGCUCCCAUGGAAGCACCACUUACUAGUUCUUUGCUUUGCACUUCCACUUCAGUAGUUUUACCUUCGAAUCUAUUAAGCAAGAAGACGCCAAUACCUGGAAGAUCUGAUCAAAAUAACAAGGAAUAUGGUGCCAAAAGUGAUGUUUUGCCGCAAGGAAACCAACAUUUUGAAUCUUCAUCUUCUAUAUCUCGCUCAGAAUCAAGUGAUGGAAACAUACAGAAGCAUAAAACCAUUCAAGAAACCGUAAAAUCUUUGUCUUUUUCGGGAUUAAUGGAGAGUUUCAGUUCUACUUGCUCUACGUCGUCUUCAGUGGGUGAUGUCUCGCUGCACGAUGCUACAAACCAAAAUUUUUCAGCAUCUCUUGUACCGAUUCAUACAAGUAAUUUGUUUGGAUCAAUGCCAUCGUCAAGUGUUUCAGCAUUACCCAUUACUUCGCAAUCACUUUGUCAAGAUAAUCUUUUCACUGUUACUUCUUCAGUUCAAAUUGCAACUGAAAUUCAUCCAUUGUCAUCUCAUACCCUUAUUCCUGUUCCUUGUUACUCUACCUCUACUAAACCUGUUAUGACAUCCGAGUGCUGUUCUCUAGGUCCACCGCAAUCGUUAACUCACCCUCGCCAUGAUUUAUUCUCUUUGCCUGAUCCUGAUCGUUCUAUUUCCUUAUCAUCUUCUCACACCCAGAAUUCCUCAUUUCAUUCAACAAAUUCCAACCAGCUAGCUUCUGUUUCCAUGACAUCUAGUCCUGUAUCCUUCUCAACUUCCGCCAAUGCCAUCCUUCCAGGGGCAACCUCCUCGGAAACAUGUUCAGCUCCAUUUCCUCCUUUAUCCAAUAAUCUGUCUCAAGUUCCCUCACAAAAGAGAUCCACUCCAUCUGUAGUCUCUGCCAACUCUGAACUGGAUUUAUCGCGAAUUCCUCUCAAUUUCUCUACGCCAGCUUCCAGCAACAGUUUUCAAUGUUUUUCAGAUUCAAAUCAACACUCAGCUUCAGCUCUAAAUGUUAAUGUCUUUUGCAUGCCGUCUGUUUUUAAUCCAUCCGAGUGUGUUUCUUCGACAGUCCAAGCUUCAUUUGAUUCUGUUACGUCUGCACCUAAUAAUCAGAACGCUACUGUUUCAUCUGCAGCCUCAAAUAAUACAUGCGGCCCACCAUUAUCGGGUCUGCAGAUUCCAGUUCAUACUUUAGCUCUUCCCAGUCAAUUUAGCUCACUUCUAAUAAAUACUCCAACUUAUACAAUUCCUAAUUCAUCUUCUACUGAUAAGCCAGAGGUUUCUACACCUUCUACUCAAAAUUAUCCAUUACUUUCUGUAGCCGAUUCCAUAUCGUCUAAUAACUCUUCUUAUUGCUCAUCCUCACCGUCGACUGCUUUAACCUCGGCUACCCUUCCUCAAAAAAGCAAUGUAUCCGAAUCCAUCGCAUCAAUUUCUUUUUCUCAUUUUCCAAAUUUGGUCCAGCCAACUGUGGGUCCAUCAAAAUAUAUAUGCAUCCCGGCAUCAGUUCAUUCCAGACCUGUGUCGACUCCCUCACCAGCAUAUUCCCGACCAAUAUCAACUCCAUCGCCUAGUUUUUCUUACACAAUUCCUUCCCCGUCAUUUUGCCGGCCUUACGUAGCUUCUUCUCCUCAGUAUGCUGUUCUUUCUCCUUCAGGGCCCCUUUCUUUCCCUCUUCCAUCCCCACCUCUUCAUUCUCUUUUCAUCCGAUCACCUUCACCGGCUGGAGGCAUACCUCUUUCUUCACCUUGUCAUUUCCAUGCUCCUAAUUUCUCAUGUAACGCCCACUCGCCAUUAUCAAUGCCUGCUCGUUCCUCUUCUCCAAAUAUUCCUUGCACUUUACCUGCUCGUAAUUAUCCUCGGUUAUCGACGUCGCCUGUGUUCUCUUUUGGUCAGUCUCUUGCCAUCUGUCAUAAAACAGCCGUACCUUCCCACCGAGCUCUUUCACCAUCGCUCGUUGCGUUACCGGUUGCUGUUCCAUCUCUAUCACCUCCAGUUUGUGCUGUACCCAAAAAUAUUACCAUGUCAAUUGGACCUGAUUCUUUUCACAGGAAAACUGUUUAUAAUGAAUUGACAAUUAUGCAAAAGUCACCUACAACUUUAUCGCUGUCAACCUCUUCAUCUGAAGAUCGCAGUAUCUCAUUGUCAGCGACUGAUGUCUGUGUAAAAAGCAAACAUUUGACAGCUACAUUUUCUCAUACAUCUACGCCGAUCGAUUGUCCAAACGCACCUCUGACGUAUAGGGAUGUUGAAACUCCAAAAGUAGUGUUAGAAGAUUCUACUAACGACACGUACGUUGAUGACGAUGCCUCGAGGAAUCUGAUAAUACAUGAAGAAUCUUCGCAAGAUAGUUGUGAAGGAGCAAAGGAGAGUGCCACGUGCAAAAAUCCAGCAAAAACAAACGUCAUUGAAAAUCAAAACUGUUUCUCUGAUUUUAUUGCGUGUAUAAACGGCGAUGAAACAGCUAGUGAGAAAAGUGAAACUAUUAAUAAACUUUCCAUGGUGCCUGUGUCAUCUACAGAGCUGUGUGUGAACGGGUAUGAGAAAGAAACGCGAACUUACAUACAUGAAAAUUCUGAUGAAAUUUCCAAAGAUCGUCUGGGAGUAUCAUCCGGAGAUAGUUAUCGAGUUGAACUUAGCCUUGCUGAUUAUAAUGAACUCCGUAAAUCAUGUUCUAGAGAUUGUGAUCGCAAACCUGCGAAUAUUCUUAGCAAAAAAGAACAAAACAUUCCGAACCAGUGCGCUUUAAACACUGAAAUAGAUGAUAUAGUUGGCAAUCGAGAGAAUCCUAUUCCGAACACCCCUGGAAAUUCUACUGAAUUUGGUAAUGCAUCGGAAACUGGAUACAAAUGUGAUAUAGUGAGCGAUGAGAGUGUGGCACAAAAUGCGUGUGAAGUUAACAGUCGUAAUGGUGAAGAAGUUUAUCUGGAUGUACAGCCCAAGAAUUGUGUUGAAGAUGGUGAACCUGAUGCCGAUAUUGCUGCUGCUACCAAAAACAGUAAAGCUGCUGAUGCCGACGAAGAGGAGGAAGAAGAAGACGAGGAUGAAGAAGAGGACGAUGAUGAUGACGAUAACGACGAUGAUGAUGACGAUACUUCUUCUGUGAGCUCCUCGUCUUCAUCUUCGUCUAGCUCCUCCAGCACUUCUGAUGACGAUGACAGGAUCAGCUUCAAGGAAAGGGUUGAGCAAGCAGCGCAACGUCAGGCGGCAGCCCUGGCCGCAGAACAACGCGAGUUGGCGCUCACGGCCGCCAACGCUGCAGCUUCUGACGGUACCACCCCACUCGAGGCGCCUGCCACUGAAGGAGGAAUUGCAGAGGACCAAGCGUCUGAGUUCUCUGACCAGUCAUCUGAGUACGAUGAGGGAGACUGCGGUGAAGAUCAAAACGAAGAUGAAGAAGACGACGCGGUUGACGGAGGAGUUGAAUUUGAUGAGGCCCUAACCAACCCAGAACUUCCUGGCAGUGGCAUUUCGAACGUGACUUUUGUUCGCGCGACUCUCGAUGAUGGCGCAUACAUUAACCAAAUGCCUAACUUGAUCCACGCAUUGCAUUCGUCUCACACCUCUUUGAAUGCUCCCAUCAAUUGUGAAGGCUUGCUUCCCAUGACUCUAGAUGACAAGUGCUCGGUGUCGGAUUUUUUAGGUUUAGACGUAGCAAAUGCUGCAUCUCUAGUUGGUGAAAACGGCAUUGCUCUAUCUGUUGGAGCUUAUGGCAAGCCAGAUAUGACACGCUGCUCGGAUGCCAUGCAACCUAUACCUGGAAUGAGCCGUGAUUCUGCUGCUGAAAUACAAUGUUCUUUACCAGAUAACUUAUCUUUGAAUUUCAAGCCAUGCCUACAACAAUCUCAUCAAGACCUCGAGCAGAUGACGACCAUCAACUCGCUCGAUAUGGAUUCUCUGAGAGGAGCGUCACUGGCAGACGUCGAAAAUCAGUACCUUGUAAGCGGGCGAGCCUCAUCGAACUCCGAUGUAAAUGCCUUAACUUUGGUCAUGGAGCCCCGUCACUCUUCCAUGCCUCAUGAUGACAAUUCUUCAAGAGUCUCCAAACACUCGAUACUUGCUGCAAAUUGUCAGCCGCAGCACUCAGCUCCUCUAAUGGCUCAGCACCGAAAUGAAGGUAGCUGUGGUCACUUGGUUGCGCCAAUGAGGCAUCUGGACGGCAUAAGGAUUUCCAUGUCGGUCCCACAAAUGCAAAUUCAUGCAAGCACAAGCGGCGGUCCUGCCGGUUCUGACCAUCACAAGAAUGGCAUGGAUCAAAUUCAGCAAACGCAGUUCUUCCAUCAGAACCCAGGAAAUCAGCAAGGUUCCUUGACAUGCCUCAGACCUGACAACGGUGAUAAGAGCUGUGCACCGAACGAACAGCUAUGUGGUAUUCAACCUUCAUUUUCACAAAUCAAUACAACACACAAAUUCAACUUGAACACGAAAAAUAAUGAAUUUCCAACUGCCCCUAGCAGAAACAAACGCCGCAAAGUUCAGAGACUACCUUUCUUGGAAGCCUCCAACACGGUACAGUCAAUGACAAAUAACAAAGGUUCUACUCUCAUGAGCACCGGAGAAGCCCAAGAUGGCGCCUACAAACUCGGUCACGCAAAGCAGAUGGACUCGUACACAGCCGAGCUACAGCAUCACAUGGGCUUGCCUAACCACUCUUCUCAAUCCGGCAUUCAACUAAACAUUGGAUGCUCUCAGAAAACCAUCAACGUUCGGUCAGUGCAUAUGCAGCAAAGUCUUCAACAACCUAAUGUUCAAAUCCUUCAAGCCCAACCUCAGAACAACGUUCAGCGGCAUCAGUUACAGCAGCAGCAUCUUAUGGAACAAAUACAGUCAACCCACAAUACCUUGCAGCGAUCUCCUAUUCAACAUGUGGAAAUUCAAUCUCGUAAUUUAGUUCAGAAAUCUUCGAAUGGAAGACAUAUAAUCCAGCAACAAAAUUCUGGUAUUUCCAUAAAUGAUCAAUUACAGACAGCCGUCGUUUCUACAGGUCAACAAACGUCACAGAUUCGUUCGCAAACUUCUACCCUUUCUCCCAACAUAGACAGUUCAGGUGUACCUAUACAGAACGUCAAUCUCACCUUACAACCUGGAAUUUCGACUACUCAAAAAACCCAAAAUAGGCUUCGGCCUUCUACAAGCAAUGCUUCGUCAAGCAACAUAGUCGAGUUCUGUCUAAAAGAGGCAGAUGUGGGAACACUUGAUGACUUGACUGCUUCCUCUGAAGACACUUAUGUUAGGGUACGGAAACCUUUAAAAGGUUACACGUGCGAAGUUUGUAACAAGCAAUUCAAUCUGAAAUAUCGAUUCCUAGAUCAUCAACUAAAACAUUCGAACGAGAAGCCUUACUCGUGUGACAAAUGCUCCUCGAAGUUUUCUUUCAAGUACAGUCUUCAGCGGCACAUAAAAGUUUUCCACGUUACAGAAAAUUCACCGAAAUGUAGUACCUGUGGCCGUACGUUUAAGAACGCUCAUUGCCUUAAACGCCACGAAAGCUCGCACAAAAAGCCGUUUCUGUGUGACGUUUGUGGCCGUGGAUUCGCGCUCAAAUUUACACGGGAUAACCACGCGCUUAGACACUCGGGUGUGCGGCCGUUUGCCUGCACUGUUUGCUCGAAAACUUUUAUUGCUAAGAACAAACUACGAUCUCACAUGAAGGGACACAAUGGCGAAAUUGUGUGUGUCAUUUGUUCCAAGAAAUUCUCUUCUCAGGACAUGCUGGCGCGACACAAGCGCGUCCAUCACGGCACUGCUGAGGACGCUGCCGCGACCACGUGCCCCAUCUGUGGCAAAAAGUUCGGCCUACCGAGCAAGCUUAAGAAACACUGCAAGGCCAUGCACGAGGCCAAACAAGACAAAUGAGGACGGGCUGCAAGUGUGGGGCCGGGAAGCUGACGUGGAACUCAAAUCUUCACGAGUGAAGAUUUGAGCCAAGAGAGAGGAACUCGCAUCAAUGGGCACGAUGCUCAUGUUUCUUCGUGCAAUAUCAUUAAUAAAGACACAUUUGUUAACUGGUCAGAAAUAUUUAGUCAUCACGUUGAAAUUUUAUCUGAUUCCAAGAGGGAAAAAUGGGAAUUCAAAAUUAAAUUCCAUCUAAUAUGGCGAUAAACUAUGCCAAGAUCAUUAUUCAAAUCUUUACUAUUAUAAAACGAUUGCUAGGCUUGAAUAAUACAAAAUUUAACACAA
Messenger RNA from Hyalella azteca, 7243 nucleotides. RefSeq lists its product as uncharacterized. The record is from RefSeq and is a predicted model, not a curated record. NCBI's taxonomy places the organism in Eukaryota, Metazoa, Arthropoda, Malacostraca, Amphipoda, Hyalellidae. The transcript has 6 exons. The coding region runs from base 611 to 6919 and encodes 2102 amino acids. Gene Ontology annotation, cellular component: nucleus.